Pseudophryne corroboree (corroboree frog) is the source of this 3101-nucleotide messenger RNA. RefSeq names its product merlin-like. NCBI's taxonomy places the organism in Eukaryota, Metazoa, Chordata, Amphibia, Anura, Myobatrachidae. Gene Ontology annotation, biological process: positive regulation of protein localization to early endosome; regulation of cell shape; regulation of hippo signaling. Gene Ontology annotation, molecular function: integrin binding; actin binding. Gene Ontology annotation, cellular component: cytoskeleton; filopodium; adherens junction. The transcript has 17 exons. The record is from RefSeq and is a predicted model, not a curated record. The coding region runs from base 586 to 2295 and encodes 569 amino acids.
AAAAAUCUCUAUAAACGGCACCUACUGGAAGUGCCGCUUUGUCACGCCCCUGUCACUGAGUUAUCUAUGAUUGGCCAGUGGCAGUGCCCCCCACCCCCAUGAUCUCCGGGUUUUUUAAAUUAUUAUUAUUUACAUAUGAGGCCCACCCCCCUAAGCCCGCCUACCGGUAGCUACGCAGAGCAACAGCAGUCCUACGAACGGAGGGGAAAGUAGGGCAUCGCGGUUCCGGAUUAAGUCAGGAGCUGCAGUGCAGGGAUUAUUCUGCUCGGCCGCAGGAUCCACCGUCAGCAGCAGCACUCCCAGAAGCGGCGGUAGAGAGGAGAGAGAGCUGCUGCUGGACGCAGAGUCUGGAGAGCAGAAGACUCACCCCCGACACCUGCAGGAUGAACCAGCGGCUUCCUGCUCCUCUCCUCCGGUGGCGUCAGUGACAGCGCUGCGUAGCCGACACUGGGGGAUGAGACUUCAUGACGUCUCAUCCCCUGAGAAGGCGAUGAGGAUUGAAACUCUACUGCGGGGGUCGGGACUCUGGAGCUGGAAAGCCUGCACCAAGGGUUGUAUGUAUAAAUGAGAGCUACAUCAUAAAAUAUGUCCAUCCGGGACCUGAUGAUGAAGAAGCAGCAGCAGAAGACUUUUAAGGUGAAAGUUUUAACAAUGGAAGCUGAAAUGGAAAUACACUGCGAGAUGGACUGGAAGGGAAAAGAUCUCUUUGAUUUGGUGUGCAGAAAUUUGGUAAUUAAAGAAACCUGGUUCUUUGGACUACAGUACAUGGCACAUGGAAUGGACACAUGGUUGAAUCUAGAUAAAAAGAUUUUACAGCAACAAAUCCCCAAGGAAGAUCCGGUGAAGUUUUCCUUGUUGGCAAAGUUUUACCCAGAAAAUGUGUCUGAGGAGCUUUUUCAGGACAUAACCCAGCACCUUUUUUUCCUUCAGGUUAAGAAACAGAUACUGGAUGAAGAAAUUAUUUGUUCUCCGGAGGCAUCAGUCCUUUUGGCGUCAUAUGCUGUCCAAGCCAAGUAUGGUGAUUACAACCCAAACAUUCACCAGCCUGGAUUUUUAUCCCAAGAUGAAUUAUUGCCAAAACGAGUCCUGCAGCAAUAUCAGCUGACUUCAGAGAUGUGGCAGGAGAAAAUAACAGCAUGGCAUGCUGGCCACAGAGGGAUGGAUAGGGACGACGCGGAGAUGAAUUACUUAAAACUUGCACAAGACUUGGACAUGUAUGGCAUGAACUACUUUCCAAUAUCAGAAGCUAAAAAUGAUUCUGAUAUCCUACUUGGUGUGAACGCAAAGGGGAUCCAUAUAUACAGUAAAAAUAACAAAUUAUUACCAUUAGAAUCUUUCAAAUGGAGUGACAUCAGAAAUAUAUCUUACAAUUACAAGAAAUUAAAAUUUACUCCAGUUGACAAAAAAGCUGAAGCUUUCAAAUUCUAUUCUAGAGACCAUAAAGUGAAUAAACUGAUCUUGCACCUAUGCAUUGGAAACCAUAAUUUAUUCCUGACUAAAAGAAAGGUGGACUCACUUGAGAUGCAGCAGAUGAAAGCACAAGCCAAGGAAGAAAAAGCCAGGAAAAAGAAAGAACAUGAUAGACUGGUGAUUGAGAAACAGCUCAGAGAAGAGGCAGAGAGAGCUAAAGAGGAGCUAGAGAGAAGACUGUUCCAGCUGGAGGAGGAAGCAAGACAAGCCAACGAGGCUCUCCUUCGGUCUAAUGAAACAGCUGAGUUGAUGGCUGAGAAGGCUCAGAUCGCAGAGGAUGAAGCAAAGCUUCUAGCUCAGGAUGCAGUAGAAGCCAGACAAGAGCGGCAGCGCCUGGAGAUGGCGGUACUGGAUAGCAAAGAAGAGAUGCUGAUGAUGGAGAAAAAGAUGAGAGAAUCUGAUAUGAUCACUAUGAAACUACUCAAGGAGUCUGAUAGGAGAGCUAAGGAAGCAGAGCUUUUAGAACAGGACCUGAACAAAGCCAGAGAAGCUGAGCGGAUAGCAAAACAAAGGCUCCAAGAACUGGGGACUGUUUGCCAUCCCCCUUCCACAAAAGUUCUUCUGCAGAAUGCGAUAGAAGGGGGAUCCGAUAAUAAGACACUGCGGCAGGAUGUAGAUACAGACUACAAGAGGUUAUCACUGGAGAUUGAAAGAGAAAAGAUGGAAUACCUUGAAAAAAGCAAACAGCUAGAAAAUCAACUAAAAGAGUUGAAAUUAGAAAUUCAGGCCCUGAAACAGGAGGAUCGAAAACUGAGUAUGUUCCCUGUGUGGAAUGAUAACCUCAGAUCCAGUUAUAAUUUAUAUGGCAGUGGGACGCUGGAGUAGAAUACCAUGGAGACGUCCCAGAGCUUCCCAAAUGGUCGGGAAAGCACUGAGAAUUCCGGAAACUGCACAGUCAAGCCAAAACUCAACCCCACAACCGAGAGAAUUGUGGAGUGUGACAAAAGGAUGCCAGGCAACCUAAUAUGCAGUAUGACCCAGAGGCAACCGGUACAGAAAACCACCAAGAUAAGUGUCAGAUAUCAUGCCGAGACUGGCCAGGAAGGUACUGAAAAAAAGGUGGAGCCAUGAUGUUAUUCAAAGAUCGAAACCCCAAUCGUGCCCUAAAAGGCAUAUAGACUGCAGAGGCUAGCCAGAAGGAUUGCAACCCAGCAAUCUCAAUCGAACGCCGAAGGAGGAACGCGGAACGUUGAAGGCCCGCAACGCGCCUAGCAAACAGCUGAAUGUACGGCAGUGCUUAUGGUAGAGAAGACAGAUGCGCGAGUCUUUCCUUAAAGAAGCGGAGUCAGAGACCUGUAACUUACAGAACUGGAACGGAAAAGGGGCCACCACCACAAGUAUGCCCCCCCAGGCCACAUAUGCCGUCCGUCAAUCUAGGAGUGGCUGGACUAAAGGCGUCAUGUGUCCACAGACACAGUAGAGUAACCACCACGGAAUGCCACAUUUUCGUCCUGAUUUCCACAAAAAGAAGAAUGUCAAAGGGAAUGGUGCUCCUUUCUGUUCUUUAUGUUCCUCAAACAAAGAAAAAAUUAAAAUAACAUCAUAGCGUAGUAUGUCUCUUGUAUAUAAUUAGACACCAUAUGUGAAAAAGACUCCAGUACUUGAGGUGUGUAUAUAGAGAAGAUGCCCAU